Callorhinus ursinus (northern fur seal) is the source of this 2910-nucleotide messenger RNA. It is a transcript of the gene ASTL, whose product is annotated as astacin like metalloendopeptidase. The record is from RefSeq and is a predicted model, not a curated record. NCBI's taxonomy places the organism in Eukaryota, Metazoa, Chordata, Mammalia, Carnivora, Otariidae. Gene Ontology annotation, molecular function: zinc ion binding; metalloendopeptidase activity. Gene Ontology annotation, biological process: proteolysis.
GAUUGGCGUUAGGUCCGCUAUUAGGCGGGCUUGUCCUUGCUGGUGUUUGGGCUCCUGCUUGUUGUGGGGCCAGUGGGGUCCCCCUACAGACCACGUGAACAUGGGAGGCCUCUGGCCGUGGGUGCUUGGUCUACUCUCUUUGCCAGGUAAGUGGGCUGCCUCGCCCUUCUCUUCUCGAGUUUUGGGUCCAGCCACAGAGUGUGGGUAGAGGCGAGAAGGAGUUCUCCUGGCAUGCCAGGCUUGCCCAGUCUGAGUCCAUUUUCCAGAGGUCUGGGCUGAGAAGGGAGGCAUGGGGCAGGGUCCAGGCUAGCCCACACUGCCUUCAGUGUGGGUGUCUGAGGUCUGUCCCCGCCUCUCUUCUGCUCCCUCCCCUACCCCAUACCCACAGAUACUCAGAGCCCAGUGUUGGUCCCCUUAAAGGAGCACCUUCCUCAAGGUUGUCUAGCUCUUGUCACCAGCUGGGACUGAGGGGAGGCCAGGAGGUCUUCCAGGACUACUUUCUGGAGGCCUGCUUUCCAUGAAGGGCCUGGCUCUAGCUGUCUGACCCCCUCCACCCCCACUCCCAUGUGCUAUUGUCCUCUCUCACCAAUGAGGGCGCUUCGGGCCUCAUGGGUAUGCACCUGUCCGGGCCAGGUUUGAUCCUAGGAGCGCCCUCAGCCUGCAGCUCCCAAGAAGCCUGUGGAACCAGCUUCUCAGACGGCCUCAACCCUGAAGAGACCCAGACAUCCUGGGACAAGGACAUCCCUGCGAUUAACCAAGGGCUCAUCCCAGAGGAAACCCCGGAGAGCAGCUUCCUCCUGGAGGGGGAUAUCCUUCGGCCAGUGAGUAGUCCCUUCCGGCUGUUCUCGGCGAGCAGCAACAGGUGGCCUAAGAACGGGGGGUUUGUGGAGGUCCCCUUCCUGCUCUCCAGCAAGUACGAUAAACGCAGCCGCGAGGUCCUCCUGAAGGCAUUUGCCGAAUUUGAGCGCCUCACGUGCAUCAGGUUUGUCGCCUACCAGGGCCAGAGAGACUUCAUUUCCAUCAUUCCCAUGUCUGGAUGUUUCUCCAGUGUGGGACGCAGUGGAGGGAUGCAGGUGGUGUCCCUGGCACCUCCCUGUCUCCGGAAAGGCCCAGGCAUUGUCCUACAUGAGCUCAUGCAUGUGCUGGGGUUCUGGCAUGAGCACUCACGGGCUGAUCGGGACCGCUAUAUUCGUAUCCACUGGAAUGAGGUCCUCCCAGGCUUUGAAAUCAACUUCAUCAAAUCUCGGAGCAGCAACAUGCUGAUGCCCUAUGACUACACAUCAGUGAUGCACUAUGGGAGGUUUGCCUUCAGCCGCCGUGGGCUGCCCACCAUCACACCGAUCUGGGCUCCCAAUGUUCACAUUGGCCAGCGAUGGAACCUGAGCACCUCGGACAUCACACGGGUCCUCAGGCUCUAUGACUGCAGCCCAAGUGGCCAAGGCCCCCGUGGGGGAGGGUUCCAGCCCCACAGCGAUGGUAGGAGCCCUACUCCUGCCUCUAGACCAUACCUGCAGCGGCUUCUGAAGGUGUUGUUGGCAGAAUCUGGGAGCCCCGACACCGGUGCCCCCAAGGCUGGAGCCCUGCAUGUUGCUGCAGGGCCCGGAGAGAGCCCACGUAGCUGGGAGCGCCCUGCGCCAAGGAAGUUCACUCUGCGGGCAUCUGCAGGGCUGCUUCAGACCCCAGCUUCCUCCCUGAACUCCAGGCCUGGAGCAGGUGUUCCUGGUAUUGCUCUAGAGACGUCCUGGCUGGCCCGUGUGCCCUCUGUACCCCCAACCGCGGCUCCAGAAGCAGAAGACCAGCUAGUGCCUAUCCAGGAUGCUUUGGGGACCCCAGAUCUGCCAGGAACACAUGUACCUGAAAGUCCUUUCAGGGGGAUGCCAGGAGGUCGAGCCUGUGGCUUCUGUCCCCAAGGGGGAAGGGCAUCCUCAGUCUCGAAGAGCUGGGUUGUGUAACCCCUGGCCUUCCCGGCCAGUACCUGCUCUUCCAGCCCCAAGAUGGCUCCCCUGUCUGAGGCCUAGGACUCUCCCUCUGCCCCUUCCUUCCCCAUAUGUUCUCCUGAGGGUUCCUCGGGACAAAGGGGACUCCUAGGUCCAUCGGGGGCGGGGGUGGGUGGGUAGGCAGGCCUAGAGGCUGCUGGGAAGGGGAGACGAUACUCUCCAGGGCUCUGGAACCCCAGGGGUCUGGAGAGGUGGGGCAGAGGCAGGUUCCAGCCCUGAAGGCCCCUGGGCAUCCUCCCCUGGGUGAGUCCCAGCCCCCCCAGCAUGCUCAGGCACUGCCACCUCUCAGGCCAGGACUUGGGGAGCCUGUGGCUGGGACCCUGGGGCCGGCCUCCCAUCCCUGGUGUUUGGUGUUAGGAAUAUUACCCUGCAGCUGCAGCCUCCAGCUCGGCUCCCCAGGGGGCUUUCAGCUUGCUCCCCUGCAGUGCGGGGGUGGGGGCUUCAGCGCCAGGAAUGCUAUCCCAGGGAUGCUGAGGAAGGGGUGGAGGCCUCCAGCACUGCACAGCGGGGAAACAGCAAGAACAGGAGGCCCUGACCACAUGACUCCAAGCUCUUCUCCACCUUGCUUUGCUAUUCCCAGGAGCCUUCCCCUCUCUCUCCCCACCAGCCAGGGACUUGAUCAGCGGAGGUCCUGGAAGAUGGAAGGGGCUGGGGAGGUGGGGAGGGGGUAGUCAACCUGCUUUUCUUCCUUCACCAAAGCCCUAGCCUUACCUCCUGGCUUGCUGUGUGAAGGCUUAUAGGCCAGGAGCCCCCCCACCCCCCCCCCCCAGUCCUGGAGAGGCACUAUUCUCGUGGCCUGUUGGAAGCCCUGCUUGGAGUAGGAGGGAAGUAGGAGCCUGGGUCCGGGCCCCGUGGGGCCAAGCACCUCAGACAUUCUGGGGGACGGCACAAAUAAAAUUGGGUAUUUGCUCCA